This is a messenger RNA of Phialemonium atrogriseum, 234 nucleotides long. RefSeq lists its product as uncharacterized. The coding region runs from base 1 to 234 and encodes 77 amino acids. Lineage: Eukaryota; Fungi; Ascomycota; Sordariomycetes; Cephalothecales; Cephalothecaceae. The record is from RefSeq and is a predicted model, not a curated record. The transcript is spliced from 3 exons.
AUGAUGCUGACGCUGCUCAGCUCGCGCAAGCGCACCAAGGGCGACUGGCGGAGGCUCGGCGAGAGGCUUGCUGGGUUGAAGAUUACCAACAUUUACAAUUACCGGCGGAGGAAGAGCGACAGGGACCUCCGCGUAAAGAAGGUCAGGAAGCUGGCGGCGCCGACCGCCUUCUUUAGCAAGCUGCUGCCCGUCGGCGUCAUGAUUGCCCAUGUUGUCCGUGCCUUUUUCACUUAA